Messenger RNA from Empidonax traillii (willow flycatcher), 897 nucleotides. RefSeq names its product membrane integral NOTCH2 associated receptor 2 (gene MINAR2). Lineage: Eukaryota; Metazoa; Chordata; Aves; Passeriformes; Tyrannidae. The record is from RefSeq and is a predicted model, not a curated record.
AUGGACAUUCCAGAGUCUACUGCUUUUUUGGAUUUGUUCUUCCUUCUUCGGCAACAACCCCUCUGCAUUGAUAUGUUUUCCUUCCAACCUGACGAAUAUAAACUUGUCCUGUCUGCUCUGCCACUUCUAAACAAUCUUUUAUCAUUGGUAGAUGAUAUAAGUGAGCCUGACACCAAACAGGGGUCAGAUACAGUUUCAGGAAACUGUCCUAUCCUUCUUCACAUCAUUAAUAAUAGAAAGAGCAUGCACAGCCAGGAAGCAGAAGCUGGGGUGGCUGUUUUCGCUGUUACUCUACAGCACAGAAACAUGGACCUCUCCGUUUUGCCAAACAACAACCAUCCCGAUAAAUUCCUGCAACUGGAGGUGAAGUCUUUAGAGAAAAGCCCCACCUGUCUGCAAGCCGGCUGGGCAAAAUUCCCAGAUGCAGCUUUACCUGGAGUGCAGCGGUGGCACAACAGAGUAUAUUUACAGAGAGAAAAAAGAACUGUCACUGAGCUGCCAGGCUUAGACUUGAACAGGGUCAGUCAAGAAAUGAUAGACAAAGCCCUGGGGAAACACAUUACACCCAUCACCCUGAAAUCCACAAUCAAAAGAAACCCGUUGUAUAGUGACAUCCAGGUGGAUGACGACUGGGAGGAGAAGAAAAAAAACCCUUCCUGGACCGUGCAGGACUAUGACAGACACUCGCUGCACUCUAACCUGGCCAGCCACAUAAAGGAAAAUCCUAAUGACCUACAGUUCUGGAUGGGGGAUAUUUAUACUCCUGGGUAUGAUACCUUGUUAAAAAAGAAAGAGAGAGAAAAAAAGCAUUCCAAAUAUUGCCGAAUCAUCCUGCUCAUGGUACUAGCUGUUUGCAUCCUAAUUACCAUAGUCACACUCUGUGUUUUACUUACUUAG